Molecule: messenger RNA, 1769 nt
Organism: Thunnus maccoyii (southern bluefin tuna)
Lineage: Eukaryota; Metazoa; Chordata; Actinopteri; Scombriformes; Scombridae
Product: nicotinate-nucleotide pyrophosphorylase [carboxylating]-like
Exons: 6
Coding region: 341-1249 (302 amino acids)
Biological process (GO): quinolinate catabolic process; NAD+ biosynthetic process
Cellular component (GO): cytoplasm
Molecular function (GO): nicotinate-nucleotide diphosphorylase (carboxylating) activity
Source: RefSeq, a predicted model, not a curated record
CAGUUCACUCCUGCACACUUGAGUGGAAUGUCUGCUGUAAAAAAGGUUUACUGUGGUUGCUGGAUCAUUGUGACACUGUCAUGGGUUCCUGGAAUACUUGAAUGAUAAAGAGAAUAUUUUUUAUGUUAUUAGUAACUGUUCUGCUUUCCUUCAAUAACAAGUCAAAAUGUCUCCUGUGAAAAAGGCCUUUUGCAGAUUUUUAACUAAUGCACAGUAUGUGGCUUGUAAACAUUCCAACAUGGACACAGGGUCAAACUCCACAUCACAUUUUUCCUGUGGCUCUAUAUGCUCUACACUACAGCUCAGUCUGUGACCAACAGGAAAAGGAGAGCCACUGAUAAUGUCUCCACCUAAACACACAGCAGCACACUCAAUCCCACCUCACACUGUGACCCAGCUGGCACGAGAGUGGCUGGCAGAGGACACACCAAACUUUGACCCAGCAGGGGUAUGUGUGGGGUCACAGGAAGUCGAGGCGAGGCUGCUUUGUAAAACACCACACAGCAUCUUGGCAGGGAGCCCUUUCUUCACAGCAGUGUUCACUGAAGUCGGCUGCACUGUGGACUGGCGUUACCAGGAGGGAGCUGAGAUUGGUCCAGAUGCUGUCACACUGACCGCUGUGGUUCGAGGCCCAGCAAGGUGCCUGCUCCUAGGUGAAAGGCCAGCUCUCAACUGCCUGGCCCGGGCCUCAGGGAUCGCCACCCGCUGUGCUCAGCUCCAAGCAAUGGCAACGGCAGGACGCUGGCAUGGAGAAGUGGCUGGCACACGCAAGACCACCCCGGGCUUCCGUCUGGUGGAGAAGUAUGCCAUGUUGGUUGGCGCCGUGUCCAUGCACAGGCAGGACCUGAGUGGUAUGGUGAUGCUGAAGGACAACCACGUCUGGGCAUCAGGGAGUAUCACAGAGGCUGUGAAAGCUGCCCGGUCAGUGUGCGGCUUCAGCAGUAAGAUUGAGGUGGAGUGCUGCUCCACAGAGGAGGGCAGAGAGGCGGCCAGAGCAGGAGCAGACAUUGUUAUGCUGGACAACUUUCAACCUCAGGAGCUCCAUGUUGCAGCUCGUGCACUGAAGGAGGAGUUCCCAACUCUACUGAUAGAAGCCAGUGGAGGAGUGACUCCAGACAACUUAGCCAUGUAUUUCUCCCCACAUGUGGACAUCAUUUCCCUGGGCUGCAUUACACAGGGCUGCCCAGUUGUGGACUUCUCACUCAAAGUUCAAAAGCCUGUUGUUCACUCAAGCCUCCAAGAAGGAUGACAAGUAGGACAGAUAGACCCACUGAUUGAAUGGAGUGAGACUUUGUUCUGAUAAAUCAAGGAGUUUUUUCAAGGGCUAAGAUUAAAAAAUGAUUCACAUCCUGUUUUCUGUCCGUAUCAUCAGUCAUUUGAUAAGGACCGAUGAAGAAUAGAAACUGGACUGCACUUGCUUUUCUGCUGGCGUCAUGGAGGCCAAAUGACAAUUUUAUCUGGUAUCAAAAAGUGCAUUGCAAAAGAGAAACAGCAGUCAAAAGUUCAAGCUGAUCAAGAGAUACAUCACAUACAUACGGGAUAAAGGGGAAGUCCAACUAAUUCUACAACAUGGCCUAUUACACACGAGUGUAAUAAUUUAGUUACUUCCAAGUUAAAGUGUCAUUUCACAAAACACUUCACUAGUGGUGUCCAGACAUGCAGAUAGUUUUGUUUCAUUUACAUAGUUUUUGAGAUAUUAGUGUCUGAAACUUCUGUUACCAGCACAACACAAUGGAGGCGAAUGAAACCGUUUAUGUGCUUGUGACAUG